This is a messenger RNA of Linum tenue, 1629 nucleotides long. NCBI's taxonomy places the organism in Eukaryota, Viridiplantae, Streptophyta, Magnoliopsida, Malpighiales, Linaceae. The record is from the annotation of a GenBank genome assembly.
UAUAAAUAUGGCGUAGCUGCAGGACCCAGGAAAUUAUCCAAAAGGACCAAAACCCAACCUGCCCGACGAAUCUAUCAAAACCCAACUUCUCCCUUUUUUUCUGGAUUCAUUGGUUUCUCUUUCGCCUUCCACGCCAAGUUAUACCUCCACUAUUUCUAAAACCCUUCUUCUUUCAUUUCGUUUCACAUUCUCAACCGGAAAUCAUGGCGGAGCAGAAGGGAUCCUCGUCGUCGUCGGGAAGUGGACGCCGGCUGGUGGUCGUUGGAGGAGGAGUUGCUGGUUCAAUGCUCGCCAAAUCAGCCCAAUUCACUGCCGACGUCACCCUCAUUGACCCCAGGAAGGACUAUUUCGAGAUCACUUGGGCAAACCUGAGGAGUAUGGUCGAGCCUUUGUUUGCAGAGAGAGCAGUGAUCAAGCAUCGAGACUACUUCACGAAUGGGCGCGUCGUAACGUCCAAUGCUAUCAAUAUCACCGAGAAAGAAGUCAUAACCGAAGAGGGCGAAGCAGUUGGCUAUGACUAUCUUGUUAUUGCAACUGGGCACAAGGACCCUGUUCCUAAGACUAGGAAGGAAAGACUUGCUCAAUACCAUUCAGACAAUGAUAAGAUCAAGUCAGCUAGUUCCAUUUUGAUUGUUGGAGGGGGUCCUACUGGCGUUGAACUUGCUGGAGAAAUCGCUGUUGAUUACCCCGAAAAGCAGGUGACACUUGCUCAUAACGGUUCGAGGCUGCUGGAGUUUAUUGGGCCAAAGGCUGGAGACAAGGCAUUGAAAUGGCUGCAAUCAAGGAAGGUUGAAGUGAAGCUGGAGCAGAGAGUCGAUCUAGACAAUGUCUCAGAUGCUGACGGCAGCAAAACGUAUCAUACCUCAUCCGGGGAAACCAUCCAAGCAGAUUGCCAUUUCUUGUGCACUGGGAAACCACUGGCCUCGUCAUGGCUCAAGGAUACCGUGUUGAAGAGUCACUUGGAUGCUAAGGGAAGGCUGAUGGUUGAUGAGUAUUUGAAGGUCAAGGGCAGAGAUAAUGUCUUUGCGAUCGGAGAUAUCACCGACAUUCCUGAGCUUAAACAAGGGUACUUGGCGCAAAACCAUGCUACAGUUGUUGCGAAAAACCUCAAGGAAACUUUAAGCGGAGGAAAGCCGUGCAGAAUGAGCACUUACAAGCCAGGAUCAGACUUGGCAAUCGUUUCACUGGGCAGAAGGGAUGCAGUGGCACAGUUCCCAUUUAUAACAGUUAGUGGCAUUCUUCCAGGCUUGAUCAAAUCCAAAGACUUGUUUGUGGGGAAAACCAGAAAGGCGAUGGGGCUAGACCCUAAUGUUGUAGACCAUUGAAGCAUCAAUGUGUUACUGAAUCACUUGGCGUGAUCGUGUUGUAUUUGUACGCGUCUUCCUUAAUGUUUUCUUGUUCUUCCUGUAUUUAAGGUUCGGCGUUGGUGGUUUGUGUGGGGGGAUGUGAUGCAAUGUUAUGUGCUAUAGAUUCGAGCUUCGCUAAGUUGUUGUAUGAUGUGUUCUUUGUAGGGUUGGUCACCCGAAUUAUACGAUUGAAUUCACAUUCGAAUUGAACGCUUUUUUUUUUUUGUGCGUAUGUGAUCAUUAAGUAGUAAAUGGAGAGCAUCAUUACAAAUGAGAAGAGAAA